AUGACUGAUCUGUCUUCAACAGGACAGAGGGAUCAAGAUACUGUGCUGAGGGAAAAUCAAGAGGAGGACCCUUUAGCAGACACUGCUUCUCAUGCACUUACAGUACUAGUACAGUUAGAGCAGGGGAAGUCAACAAGACUCCGGGAUGGUGCAGCACCAGAACAGGUCGAGAUACAGCAUGUACCGGUCAGGGAGGAUGCCUCCCUUACAGCAACAUCAGCUCAAUGGGUAUGGCCGAAGCCAAGAACCCUGUCUUGGCCGAUCCCACUCGCCACUAUUCUCUCCCCAAACUUCACUAUCUCCUCCCCCUACCACCAACAUCUCUCCCCAGCCGUUAACCGUUACCGCCACCAAAUCCUCACGGAGCACCACCUCCCUCUCGUUGCUCCCCCAUUCAACCUCUCCAACUCAUCCCCUCCUUUGCAGGCCCUGACCAUCACUGUCAAAGACCUCGCCGCCCCACUCCAACACUCCGUUGACGAGUCCUACGCCCUUGUCAUCCCCACUGCUAGCUCCACCGCCAAUCUGACGGCCGAGACUGUAUGGGGCGCCAUGAGGGGUCUGGAGACGUUUUCUCAACUGGUUUGGGGAUUGAAACCAUUGCUUGUCCCUGUUGGGCUCGACGUGUGGGACUCGCCUCUGUUUGAGCAUAGAGGGAUCAUUUUGGAUACCUCUAGGAAUUACUACCCAGUGGAUGACAUUUUGAGGACCAUCAAAGCCAUGAGUGCUAAUAAGCUCAACGUUUUCCAUUGGCACGUUACCGAUUCUCACUCUUUUCCUUUAAUGCUUCCAUCUGAGCCUGCUCUUGCUGAAAAAGGGUCUUAUGGGAAUGACAUGCUCUACUCUCCAGCUGAUGUUGCAACAAUUGUUCGGUUUGGUUUGGAGCAUGGUGUCAGGGUUCUACCGGAAAUUGAUUCUCCAG
This is a messenger RNA of Populus euphratica (Euphrates poplar), 922 nucleotides long. RefSeq names its product beta-hexosaminidase 2-like. Lineage: Eukaryota; Viridiplantae; Streptophyta; Magnoliopsida; Malpighiales; Salicaceae. Gene Ontology annotation, cellular component: membrane. Gene Ontology annotation, molecular function: beta-N-acetylhexosaminidase activity. Gene Ontology annotation, biological process: carbohydrate metabolic process; glycosaminoglycan metabolic process. The annotation marks the transcript as partial. The record is from RefSeq and is a predicted model, not a curated record. The transcript has 2 exons.